Molecule: messenger RNA, 1317 nt
Organism: Elephantulus edwardii (Cape elephant shrew)
Lineage: Eukaryota; Metazoa; Chordata; Mammalia; Macroscelidea; Macroscelididae
Gene: RBFOX2
Product: RNA binding protein, fox-1 homolog (C. elegans) 2
Exons: 14
Biological process (GO): regulation of alternative mRNA splicing, via spliceosome; nervous system development
Cellular component (GO): nucleus; cytoplasm
Molecular function (GO): mRNA binding
Source: RefSeq, a predicted model, not a curated record
AUGAAGCGGGAGUCGGAGCUGGAGCUGCCGGUGCCCGGAGGGGGAGGAGACGGAGCCGAGCCCGGCCUGAGCAAGCGGCCGCGCACCGAGGAGGCGGCGGCCGAAGGCGGCGGGAUGCAGAACGAGCCUCUGACCCCAGGUUAUCAUGGAUUCCCAGCGCGGGACAACCAGGGUAACCAGGAGCCAACAACAACUCCUGAUGCAAUGGUUCAGCCUUUUACUACCAUCCCAUUUCCACCACCUCCACAGAAUGGAAUUCCCACAGAAUACGGAGUGCCACACACUCAGGACUAUGCCGGCCAGACCAGUGAGCAUAACCUGACGCUCUACGGAAGUACGCAAGCCCACGGCGAGCAGAGUAGCAACUCGCCCAGCACACAGAACGGGUCUCUGACGCAGACAGAAGGGGGAGCACAGACAGACAGCCAGCAGUCACAGACACAAAGUAGUGAAAAUUCAGAGAGUAAAUCUACCCCCAAACGACUGCAUGUCUCUAAUAUUCCUUUCCGCUUCCGGGACCCUGACCUCCGACAGAUGUUUGGGCAAUUUGGCAAAAUCCUAGAUGUAGAAAUAAUCUUUAAUGAACGUGGCUCUAAGGGAUUCGGGUUCGUAACUUUCGAGAAUAGUGCUGAUGCAGACAGGGCCAGGGAGAAAUUACACGGCACCGUGGUAGAGGGCCGUAAAAUCGAGGUUAAUAAUGCCACCGCACGCGUAAUGACCAAUAAGAAGAUGGUCACCCCAUAUGCAAAUGGUUGGAAAUUAAGCCCAGUAGUUGGAGCUGUUUACGGCCCCGAGUUAUAUGCAGCAUCCAGCUUUCAAGCAGAUGUCUCCCUAGGCAAUGAUGCGGCAGUGCCCCUGUCAGGAAGAGGGGGUAUUAACACUUACAUUCCUUUAAUCAGUAAUUGAAAUUUCUGUCCUAUUUUGGGUCUCCCUUUAGUUCCUGGCUUCCCGUACCCGACUGCAGCCACCACAGCAGCUGCAUUUAGAGGAGCCCAUCUGAGGGGCCGAGGGCGGACGGUGUAUGGUGCAGUGCGCGCGGUACCUCCAGCAGCCAUCCCCGCCUAUCCAGGUGUGGUUUACCAGGACGGAUUUUACGGUGCUGACCUCUAUGGCGGAUAUGCAGCCUACAGAUACGCACAGCCUGCUACUGCAACCGCAGCUACAGCUGCUGCAGCCGCUGCGGCAGCUUACAGCGACGGUUAUGGCAGGGUGUACACAGCAGACCCCUACCAUGCCCUUGCCCCUGCCGCUAGCUAUGGAGUUGGCGCUGUGGCAAGUCUAUACCGAGGUGGCUACAGCCGAUUUGCCCCCUACUGA